Messenger RNA from Globicephala melas (long-finned pilot whale), 5222 nucleotides. It is a transcript of the gene PARVB, whose product is annotated as parvin beta. Gene Ontology annotation, biological process: lamellipodium assembly; substrate adhesion-dependent cell spreading; actin cytoskeleton organization. The record is from RefSeq and is a predicted model, not a curated record. Gene Ontology annotation, cellular component: focal adhesion; actin cytoskeleton; cytoplasm. Gene Ontology annotation, molecular function: actin binding. NCBI's taxonomy places the organism in Eukaryota, Metazoa, Chordata, Mammalia, Artiodactyla, Delphinidae.
CGCGCUGCGCCCGCGCCCGGCUGCCGGGGUCCCCGCGCGCCCCAUGUCCUCCGCGCCGCUGCGCUCGCCCGCCCUGCGGCCCCACAGGAUGAAGAAAGACGAGUCGUUCCUGGGCAAGCUGGGCGGCACGCUGGCGAGGAAGAAGAAGGCCAAGGAGGUGAGUGACUUGCAGGAAGAAGGGGAAAAUGCCAUGAACUUGCCGAUGUCCCCUGCCUCGGUGGAGAUCCACCCCGAAGACACCCUGCUCGAGGAGAACCAGGAGCGCACGGUGAUCGACCCCACCUCCAGGGACGACCCCAGAUUCAGAGAGUUGGUCAAGGUUCUCAUCGACUGGGUCAACGACGUGCUGGUGGGGGAGAGAAUCAUCGUAAAGCAGCUGGAAGAGGACCUGUACGACGGGCAGGUGCUGCAGAAGCUCCUGGAAAAACUGGCAGACUGCAAGCUGAACGUGGCCGAGGUGACCCAGUCCGAAAUAGGGCAGAAGCAGAAGCUGCAGACAGUGCUUCAGGCGGUGCAGGAGCUGCUGCGGCCCCACGGCCGGGCGCUCCAGUGGACCGUGGACACGAUUCACGGGAAGAACCUGGUGGCCAUCCUCCACCUCCUCGUGGCCCUGGCCAUGCACUUCCGGGCCCCGAUCCGCCUUCCCGAACACGUCUCCGUGCAAGUGGUGGUCAUACGGAAGCGGGAAGGCCUGCUGCACUCCAGCCACGUCACGGAGGAGCUGACCACGACCACCGAGUUGAUGAUGGGUCGGUUUGAGCGGGACGCCUUUGACACGCUGUUCGACCACGCCCCGGACAAGCUCAGUGUCGUGAAGAAGUCUCUCAUCACAUUUGUGAACAAGCACCUGAACAAGCUGAAUUUGGAGGUGACGGAACUAGAGACCCAGUUUGCAGAUGGCGUGUACCUGGUUCUACUCAUGGGGCUUCUGGAAGACUACUUCGUACCCCUGCACAACUUCUACCUGACCCCGGACAGCUUCGAUCAGAAGGUCCACAACGUGUCAUUUGCCUUUGAGCUGAUGCUGGAUGGAGGCCUUAAGAAGCCCAAGGCUCGCCCCGAAGAUGUGGUGAACCUGGACCUCAAAUCCACCCUGCGAGUUCUUUACAACCUGUUCACCAAAUACAAGCACCUGGAGUGACGGGCGGGAGCAGCAGAGACCGCGGCGGGGACGGUGCUUUGGGAGGUGCCCCGGCCUCCCCUCCAAGCCCGCGGUUGUUCCCGCUCCCACCCCACCUCUUUCUGGUUGAUACUCUUAACCUCCUUCCCCUGUAAUUCUGCAGCGGGCGGCCUCUUGAAAUGCAGGUUCCAAACACCAGUGUUCGAGUUUGCAGCCAGGCUUCACCUGGGGUGUCCCGGGGUGCUGUCUCUUGUUGAUCAAAGGAUGGAAAAGAAAAAAGCCGGAACCCCUGGGAGGGGGCGUUCCAGCUGACAGCCGUCAGUCACCACAGGGGAUCAGAGAGGGAGCUUUGCGGCCGUGGCAGUGGCUUCUCUGUCCCCGUGGAAUCUCCUGGGUAGGGCUCUCCUCAGCAGUGAGGGCUUUUCACUAAAAAGCGUUUUGCAGUUUUACAAACUUCACUCUUAAGUCUCAGAAGCUUUAGCUGGGACCGAGUGUCCACCCACAUCCCUGCUUCUCGGCCACUCAGUGCUGUUUUCAUUUAGCUUUUGCACAGACAUCUGGGACCUGGAGAACCCAGCUGCCACGGUCCGAGGGAGGAAGGAUUUCUGAGGCAUUUCUUUAUUUCUUGCUCCGGCUGAGUGGGCUGUGUCGGAGUCAGCUCUACAAUGCCUCUGGAGUGGCAGCGGCAUUGUAGACCUUCAGGUAGGAAGUGGCCGGUCCCAGACCUCCUGUUUGGGGCUGGAUGCAUUUUUAAAAAGCCUUUAGAAAGCAGGUGUUUUAGUUGGCUUGGGCCGCCAUGACAGAGUGCCACAGACGGGGGCCUUAGACAACAGACGUUUAUUCUCUCACGGUUCUGGAGACUGGAAGUCGAGAUCAAGGUGUCAUCAGGGUUGGUACCUUCCGAGCGUCUCUCCUUGGCUUGUAGAUACCGUCUUCUCCAGGCAUCCUCACGUGUCUCCCCAUGUGUCUGUGUCCUAAUCUCUUCUUCUAAGGACACCAGGCAGAUUGGAUUGGGGUCUACCCUAAUGACCUCAUUUUACCUUAAUUACCUCUGUAAAGACCCUGUCACCAAAUACUGUCACAUUCGUAGGUCCUGGGGGUUAGGACUUCAACAUGUGGGCACAGCUCAGCCUGUAACAGGGAGAUGUGAAGUGUUCACCUCUCUCCUCCCCGAGUGCCAGCUUUCUGGAGCCCUGUCAGCAUCCUUUGGGGCACCCUGUUGAAGGAAGUGCGAUCCCCCGCCCGCGUGCUCUUCAGCCCUCACCCACCUUGGCUCGGGAGAGAAAUGGGGACUCAUAGGCUGGGUCUGAGGCAGGUCCUAUAUAGCUGGGUCACCCCCUCCCCCAACCCCUGGCUCCCGAGCUGGGGUUUUUAUGACACGCCGCCCACCUGAGUUCACCCAACAUCAGCUCAAAUCUCCUGUUUGAUUUUCGCCUUCGUGCUGUAGGUCAGAGCUGCUGAGGAAGUCGUUAAUAUUAAAUUGAACACCGGCGCUCAAGACUUAGAAAACCCUUUCAUAUUCUGCCUCAGCUCAGGCAGCUGCCAGGCUGGGGAUGUGUUCAGAAGAGCCGUUUUCCCAGCAGGGGAAAGAAAUAACGAAGAUGGCAUUACGGUGUCUCCUGCGGGAUGCAGUGACAUUUAAGAACCAACAAAAGAGCCGGGGCUGGAACGUUCUGGGCCGCCUUCGUUACACGUGUAGGAUCACAGUGACUGCGGCUGGUGGAGACCCAUCCACCUGCCUUGUCCACAGGUGGGCCUGGCAAGGGUGCUGCUGCCUCCUGGGGGCCCUGGGGGGGUGACGGAGGUGAGGUUGGGGUUUGGAAAAAAGCCUUGAGGGUCUUCAGCCCAGGUGGGCGGCUCCAGCCUGUUCCACGCCCUGGAGGGGCGGGAUUGGUUACUCCGGGGAUGGGGAUAGGGGUCGGGGUUCAGCGAGCCCACUUCAAGCCCUCUGUGUUUCAAGUAGGAGAGUAACAGGAAUGAUGAGAUAUGUGGGAAAAGUAUUAACAGGCACUUUUGUGUCAUCGUGCUGACUGUUUAAGGCCAUGCUCCAGCAGAGAAUGCAGUCUAGUCUCCAAAGUAUUUUUUUUCAAAUCGGUGCAAAGGUGUAGGUGUGCCUUCCGCCCACCCGCGAAGGACCUCCUCGGGCUGUAUGCGUCUCGUUUUCCCCCCUUGACUCAGAAUUGCAAGUGGGGCCUGGACGGGUGUGGAGGUGAGGGUUGGUGAAGCAGUUUCCGGGCAGAAGUCAGGGUGAACUCUGCGGUAGGGAGACUCCUCUGGGGAUCCACCCAUCGUCCCUGUUGGCUCGGGGACAGUAGUUGUCAGGACGCGAGUUUCAGGGCCUGGGAUGUCCCCUCUGGGGUGCCACAGGCUGGAGCAUCUUGGGGUAACGAGCAGGAGACACAGCCUUCUCUUGAUUCUCGCCAGGGGCUCCUUGGAAUGCAAACGCUUCCCUUUUAGUCCUUAAUUGAGGAACGUUCUGGAACGCUUCCUCCUCCACUGACCCCCAUUUUCAGUGAAUGGUUCCCCCCCGAAGAGGGACCCUUGUCCUCAGGGACUAAGUGACAGCAAGACCGUUGGCGCCUGUGCGGUGACGGACAAAGGCCGGGAAAUGCCUCCUUUUAUUGUCCUCAGGGUGGCGUGUCUUUGAAACCCACCCCACUGGUUUUGGGGAGCUUGCUUGCAGCUCUGGUUCCCCCGGAACAGCCACACGGCCUCAUGCAAGCACUGAGCCCAGAGCCCCACACACCCUAAGGUCCUAACUGGAUGUGACACAGAGCUGUGUUGUUUUAAAGCAACCGAAUCCUCUUCCCCACUUUGUGUGCCAAUAUUUUAUUGUCCUUUUAAUUGUUUUAAGCAGUGUUUACUUUGGAUUUCUGGGUAUUAAAUAAAAGCCACUGAAACGCUGGCUGUGUUGUCGACCUGCUCGUGGGCUGGCGGCGGGAGCCGGCGCGUUCCAGGGGCGCAGCACCCAGACGAUGUGCUGUGGUUUAUCCCAAAAAAGGCCGCUGCCUCCGUCUGGCUGCCGUGGUUUCUUUCGUGCCUUUAGCUGUCAUGGUUGUGCCAGCCCUGUGCUUGGUGCUGGGGCCACAGGAUGCCAGCACAGCCCUGCUCCCUGGGAGCUGCCAGCUGGACGAGGAAGGAGCCAGCUCAUGCCCUAUGUGGGGAGUGGGGCCCCGGGGGGCUGUGACCAAGGGUUUCAUGGGCGGGAGCCAUGGAGAGAAGAGGGUGGCGGAGUCACAGCUGCAGCUGAGUCAUAAUAAAGAACAGAGCAGGUGAGUCUGCCCACGCACCUGGUUCCAAACCAGAGCGGGGGAUGCCUGCGGCCAGUGGCACGGGCUGGAUGAAAGGGCCACUACAGGGAGAUGGUCCCCUCCCUACACGUUGAGGCAAGAGACCCUGAGGUGACCCGCAAUGCGGCCAGAUCUUGGGGGCUGCACGCUGACCCUGCUGUAAACCCUCCCUGCAGAAGUUGUGGGUUGCUUCAGGUGCAUCUAACUUUUCUCUACGAAAGGUUAAAAUUGUGACUAUGAAAGUAUGGACGAGGUCGGUGUAGACAGGGCAAGUUGUGGGAAGAAAAUAAGACCGUGAUGUACUGGAGAGAUGCAGGUGGGCUGGGAGACUUCGGAGGCAGGAGGAUUUGAGCUAGGACCCAUGAUUCACAUCUUCCCCUCCCCCCCGGACCUAGGAGGGACCCGUGGCUCGGUCCAGCAAUGGGCUGAGGACAGCCAUGAUAGGGUAAAACGUUUAAGUCACAUUGUACAUCUGAAUCCUGUCUGCUUUGCUGACCCUCGGUGGCCUUUCCACCUGUGCAGGAUUCUGAUUUGCUACAUGUUCGGAAUGUAGCUCGAGAUUUCCGACCACGUCAGUUGUUUAAACGCACUGACAUUGUGCCAGAAAGCCAGAAGGAGUAUUCGAAGGGUGAUGGGACGUGUCAUAGGACAUAGGAGCCGUCUUAAAGCGUGUCCAUGUUGUGGACAGUUGGGCAUCAGAAAGUAUAGCACUCUGAAUUCAAAAAAAAUCCAUACGUUUACAGUGACACUAAACAAGGAUGAGGGUGAAGACCUCCUUUUUCUUUUCAUAUAUAUAUUUUUUCCGCUGCACC